This is a messenger RNA of Hevea brasiliensis (rubber tree), 897 nucleotides long. RefSeq names its product F-box protein CPR1-like. The record is from RefSeq and is a predicted model, not a curated record. Bases 1 to 897 code for a protein of 298 amino acids. Lineage: Eukaryota; Viridiplantae; Streptophyta; Magnoliopsida; Malpighiales; Euphorbiaceae. The transcript is spliced from 2 exons.
AUGUCUGAUCAUCUGACUCGAGAAUUGCUGGAAGAAAUUUUGUCAAGAUUGCCAGUGAAGUCAAUCCUCAUAUGCAGACACACUGAUGGAGCUGCUUUAUGGAACCCUAGCGUUAGAAAGAUUGUUAACAUUCCUUGUCCUAAUGUUACGUUUACCUCACAUGGAUUCUAUAAACACUUACUUGGGUUUGGCUUUGAUUCCGCUACUGAUGAUUAUACGCUUGUGAGAAUAGUGUAUUUGCCAGAUAGUAAUUUUAACUUUGAUAAGAUUCCGCCUUUGGUUGAGAUUUACAGUUUGAGAAGUAGGGUUUGGAGAAAGGUUGAUAAUAAUGAUCUGAAAUAUGUCAUCGCUGAUUUCUCAAAGUCUGCUUUUCUGAAUGGAACUUGUCAUUGGGUUGCCACUAAGCCACUUAAUGGGCCUGGUGUAUGCGAUGCGAUUGUGUCGUUUUCCUUGGGAGAAGAGGUGUUUGGAGAAAUGGAGGUACCGGAUUGUUUGGUUAAGAAAUACCAGUUUGUGGAUGUUGCAGUUUUUGAUGGAUCACUUCUGCUGGUUGCAUCUUUUAAACUGACUGGGGAAGGCUGUUUUACAGUUUGGAUGAUGAAAGAAUAUGGUGUUCCAGGAUCUUGGACCAGACUUUUCCAUAUUCCUGAUUUUAAAUCACAUUUGAAAUGGAUAAGAAAGUUAGUUGCAUUUAGGCAAAGUGGUAAGGUUCUAUUGGCAAAAUUAUUUGGACAGCUAGUUUGCUAUGAUCCAAAGACAGAAGAAAUCUUUGAUACAAAAAUUUGGGGCAAUGCACACUCUUUUUAUUUGGAUACUUUUGUGGAGAGUCUUCUGAUGAUAAUGGCACAAGUGAAAUCUUGGAGGAGGUUGCUUCUAGUUCUAAUUCAUAGAUUGUAA